Parastagonospora nodorum SN15 is the source of this 753-nucleotide messenger RNA. RefSeq lists its product as hypothetical. The transcript has a single exon. Bases 1 to 753 code for a protein of 250 amino acids. The record is from RefSeq and is a predicted model, not a curated record. Lineage: Eukaryota; Fungi; Ascomycota; Dothideomycetes; Pleosporales; Phaeosphaeriaceae.
AUGAUCAGAAUAUUGGAGCCACUGAAGGAUAGUCUGGAAGAACUCUGGUUAAACCUUGACACUCUGGACGCGGAUCUGGACGACGAUUUUCGCAUUCGCUCCUUGACGCACUUCACUGCUUUGAAGACUCUUGAUACAUCUGCCGAUAUGUGGGAAAUGGUGGAAGAUCUGGAUGUCCUUGACCCUUACAGGGACGAGGAUACAAUCGAAGACAGUUACCGCUUAUGCUACCGACUACCCAAAAAUCUCCAGCAGCUCAUCUUCCACUUGUCCGCAGAACAAGCAGAGCCAUCCAUCGGCCAGAUCGUCGACCUCGUGCAAAUGCGUCAUACUAUGCUUCCGAACCUACAAUACCUCUGUAUCGCCACUGAGGACGAGGAGUUCCACGAGGAAUUGGAUGAAGCUCUUUCUGACGAUCUCAACGCCAUGACUGCCGAACCCCAGCCUUUCGAAAUGACCUUUGAUGAUGAUAUCCUCGUAACUGUCUUCGAUACGGUGCUUCCAUCCCGCCAUCAGCCAGAUACGCGAUGGUAUGGCAAUAAGUACUCGGUCAGAUACCGCAAGCCCACUAAGCUGGAUCGCGCGCUCGAUAAGAUAGGCGAAGCGUAUGAGGCAGGAUACAGAGGUGAGACCCUGUCGGAUGCCCUGGCAGACGAGCCGGAGUUGGCCGAGGUGCUCAAAGCAGACCAUCCCAGUGCUGAGGAUCCUCCGGAGUAUUACGACACUGAUGAAGAGGUGGAAAUGCUUGGCUAG